UUCUGUUGUGAAAACUGCAAAGAGACAGGUUUUGAUAGUGAAAUCUUAACUCAAAGUUGAACAUUUAACACGCCAACGACGAAGAACAGCAAAAAUACUAACAAUGGAGCUUGGACCAGAUGUGCUAGAUGAGCCAGCAUGUGGGGGCUGCCAAAGUCUUGUCUUAGAACCGUAUAUCCAGUGUGAGACUUGUAGUAAGGCAGCCGGUAAAACCUUUGUCUGCCUUCACUGCUUCGCUAAGGGUGUGGAGUUUGAUGGGCAUCACAGUGAUCAUCCAUACUCACUUGUGAAAAACAAUUUCCCAGUGUUUGAGCGUAACUGGACAGCGUUAGAAGAAUUGCAGCUUCUCAAGGCCGUCUCCGACUGUGGUUAUGGAAACUGGUCAGAUAUUGCCCACAAAGUUCGCACUAAGAACCCAGUCGAAUGUGAGCGGCAUUACAAUCACAGUUACAUUGAGAACCCAAAGGAAGAUAUGCCAGGCUUCUCAGAGGCUGAGUUAAACCUUUUCCCAAAGCCUGUGAUCUACAAAUUAUGUGAGGAUCCCCCACGGCCAGGAGAGGGGUCGCUCCUGGCAACAGAGAUGGCGGGGUACAUGGCUGGGCGGGGGGACUUCAUGGUUGAGCAUGAGAACUACAUGGAGAUGGACCUGCGGGGUCUCCAGUUUGACCAGCCAGACGAGGAAGACGCCCUUGAAACUGAACUCAAGCUUACGGUUGUGGAUGUGUACAUGAGAUGUUUGAAGGAGAGACAGAGGAGAAAAAGAAUUGUGAGAAGACAUGGACUCAUAAAUCUCAGAAAGAAUGCCAGGUUUCGAGCGCGAUGUGACAUGCAGAUGUGCCAUUGCUUAGACAGUCUGCGUGUAUUUACCCAGCUUGUGGCCCCAGGAGAUCUCGAUAUCUACCUUGAGGCGCUUCAAUAUGAGCAUGAAUUGAAGCAGGAGAUAUCAAAGCUGCAGGAGUAUCGACGAAAUCGACUCACCAAGCUGCGACACAUUCCCGUCUACAAGGCACUCAGCAAGUCCCGGGAUAGGCAACGUGAGGGCCACCACCUUCUUGAUGAUGUUCUCACUCAUGUAAAGGAUGAGGCUGCAUGUCAGACGUGGCUCCAGCGACAGGCCACCUUCGACAGCCUUAACAAGGGAGUGGCCACAAACCUACCUAACCCAGUAAGGAAAACAGCACCACCUUUGGAAAUUGUAGAACUUCCUGGAUUUGACCAAUUGACCAGUCAAGAAAAAGAGCUGUGUUCUCAUCUUCGACUGGUUCCAGCUGCCUACCUUGACUUUAAGGCCACUCUUGUGUCCGAGGCCAGUAAAAACGGCACUUUACGGCUUGCACAGGCACGCCAGCUUAUCAAAAUUGACGUCAACAAAACUAGAAAGAUAUUUGACUUUCUCGUUACAGAGGAUUAUAUCAAGAAAGAAUAGAACUGUUAUUCAUUGUUUUGUGAACACAAUAAAUAAAGAUUUAUAAAAACUUGCACAGUUUUUUUAACAAUAGUUCAAUGAACGCUAGCAAAAUAUUGUACUACCAUGAUCAUAUUGUAAUAAAAUUAUUGCUGCCUUUUUUAUCAUUGUUUGCAAGUUCAUUGGAUGUAAGAAAAGGCCAAUAUAUAUAUUGUAGAUUUUAAUAUGUCAACCCCUUUCAAAAGUGGCAUAACUGUAGUGUCACAAAGGUGAUAAUUCAUCAAACUUGACCUGGACAUUGUGACUGUUACCAUGGUUAAAUAACACAUUUUAAUAAGUUUCAUCAUGAUUGGAGAAUACUGAAAUGUAAGAGGCAUAACUCUGGUGAUAUUAAAGCAGUUUUAGAAUGGUUUGACCCAGGACACAGAUAGGUUGUAUUGGGCUAGUAGAUGACCUACUGACUUUGGUCAAAGUCGCAGCCAAAAUUGAAAUCUUUUUCUACAUGAUAGCUUGAGAGCAGUUCACUUAAAACCAUGAUACUUCAUGUAUAGGUUGUUGGAUCUAGACCAAAAAAUGACCCUUAUCAGUUUUGGAGUCAGUAGGUCAAAGGUCAAUGUCAUUGAUAAUGCCUUUCUUUUUAAACACUUUGCAGUCCAGCAUUUAUUUCUGACAAAGCAGCACACAUGGGCAUGUUGACAAAAUCAUUAAAUGUGAAACAUCUCUCAUUUAAUGUUAAAGGGAUAUAACUCUUAAGUCACUAUGGCAUUUCAUUUGACAAUCAAUCUUUACCUGGAGGUAGUGACCAUUAACACUCUCACCAAAUUUCAUCAUGUUUGGAUAAUUAUUAGUACCGGGUAUGUCUUAAAUUACUGCACAAUAUUUAUUUUAUGAACUGACGCUACCACCAACACUUCCACUAGAGAU
Molecule: messenger RNA, 2329 nt
Organism: Mya arenaria
Lineage: Eukaryota; Metazoa; Mollusca; Bivalvia; Myida; Myidae
Product: transcriptional adapter 2-alpha-like
Exons: 13
Coding region: 104-1426 (440 amino acids)
Biological process (GO): chromatin remodeling; regulation of transcription by RNA polymerase II
Cellular component (GO): SAGA-type complex; nucleus
Molecular function (GO): chromatin binding; transcription coactivator activity; protein binding
Source: RefSeq, a predicted model, not a curated record